CCCAGAGGCGUCCAAUCGGAUUCCUCGGUCUGCUAUCGAUUCCAAUUUGUCUGAGGCAAAGUUUUUGCGUCCGUCGCUCCUCGAUACUAGACCUGCCUACUGCCUGCUUACGGCUGAGUGCUCCUGCUGAGGGAAAAAAAAUAGAGCACAUAGAAGAAGAAAAGAGGCAGAGUUGGAGGGAGAGAGAGAAAAAGAGAGCGAGAGAGGGAAGCCGGGGGUGGACCGUUAAUUUCAUCCACACACCGUCUUGAAUGCGUGGAGGAGAGUAGACUGAGCUGCUGUAAAAACAUCACCUCGCCGAGGACCGGAGGACUUACGAGACAAGCAGAGAGCGUCUAUAUAUAAAGCUUUAUAUAUACAUGUAUAAUAUGGAAAACUAUGAUGGCGAAAAUGACUAUAUGCAACAAGAAGAUGACUGGGAUCGGGAUCUCCUCUUGGAUCCUGCAUGGGAGAAGCAGCAGAGAAAGACAUUUACAGCUUGGUGUAACUCUCACCUGAGGAAAGCAGGCACGCAGAUUGAGAACAUCGAAGAGGACUUCCGGGAUGGACUGAAACUCAUGCUGCUGCUGGAGGUCAUCUCAGGCGAACGCUUGGCCAAACCAGAGAGAGGCAAGAUGAGAGUCCACAAGAUCUCCAAUGUUAACAAAGCCCUCGACUUUAUCGCCAGCAAAGGAGUGAAGCUGGUUUCUAUUGGAGCUGAAGAGAUCGUAGAUGGCAACGCCAAGAUGACCCUGGGAAUGAUCUGGACCAUUAUCCUCCGCUUUGCCAUUCAAGACAUUUCUGUGGAAGAGACAUCUGCCAAAGAGGGCCUCCUGCUGUGGUGCCAGAGGAAGACUGCCCCAUACAAGAAUGUCAACAUCCAAAACUUUCACAUCAGCUGGAAAGAUGGUUUGGGGUUCUGCGCGCUCAUUCAUCGACACCGUCCAGAGCUCAUUGACUAUGGAAAAUUGCGCAAGGACGACCCCAUGACCAACCUGAACACAGCCUUCGACGUGGCAGAGAAGUACCUGGACAUCCCCAAGAUGCUGGACGCAGAAGAUAUCAUUAGCACCUUGAGGCCAGAUGAGAAGGCCGUCAUGACUUAUGUGUCGUGUUAUUACCACGCAUUCUCAGGCAAACAGAAGGCAGAGACAGCGGCCAACAGGAUCUGCAAGGUGCUGGCUGUCAACCAAGAGAAUGAGCAGCUGAUGGAGGACUAUGAGAAGCUGGCCAGUGAUUUGCUGGAGUGGAUCCGUCGCACCAUCCCCUGGCUGGAGAACCGAAUGCCGGAGAACACCAUGCAGGCCAUGCAGCAGAAGCUGGAGGACUUCAGAGAUUAUCGCCGCCUCCACAAGCCGCCCAAAGUGCAGGAAAAGUGCCAGUUGGAGAUCAAUUUCAACACCCUGCAGACCAAGCUGAGGCUCAGCAACAGGCCUGCAUUCAUGCCCUCUGAGGGAAAGAUGGUCUCGGACAUUAACAAUGCGUGGGGAAAUCUGGAGGGAGCAGAGAAAGGCUACGAAGAAUGGCUCCUCAACGAGAUCCGCAGGCUGGAGAGACUCGACCACCUGGCAGAGAAGUUCAGGCAGAAAGCAGCCAUCCACGAAGCCUGGACUGAAGGUAAAGAGGACAUGCUGCAGAAGCGGGACUAUGAGACGGCCUCUCUGUCAGAGAUUAAGGCUUUGCUGAAAAAACACGAGGCCUUUGAGAGUGACCUGGCGGCACACCAGGACCGCGUGGAGCAGAUUGCAGCCAUUGCACAGGAGUUAAAUGAGCUGGACUACUAUGACUCCCCCAGUGUUAACGCUCGCUGCCAGCGGAUCUGCGACCAGUGGGACGCUCUGGGAGCUCUGACCCAGAAACGCAGCGAGGCUCUGCAGAGAACAGAGAAGCUCCUUGAAACCAUCGACCAGCUGUACCUUGAGUUUGCCAAAAGAGCGGCUCCAUUCAACAACUGGAUGGAGGGCGCAAUGGAGGACCUGCAGGAUACAUUUAUUGUCCACACCAUUGAAGAGAUCCAGGGAUUAAGCACAGCCCACGAGCAGUUCAAAGCCACGCUGCCAGAGGCUGACAAAGAGCGCUUGGCCAUCCUGGGAAUUCACAAUGAGAUUGCCAAAAUUGUGCAGACCUAUCAUGUGAAUAUUGCCGGCACCAACCCGUAUACUACCAUCAACCCACAGGAGAUUAAUGCCAAAUGGGACAAGGUCAGGCAGCUGGUGCCGCAGCGCGACCAGGCUUUGAUUGAAGAGCACGCCCGGCAGCAGAACAACGAGCGUCUGCGCAGACAGUUUGCCAACCAGGCCAAUGUCAUCGGGCCCUGGAUCCAAACCAAGAUGGAGGAAAUUGGCCGCAUCUCAAUCGAGAUGCACGGCACCCUGGAGGACCAGCUGACGCACCUCCGCCAGUACGAGAAAAGCAUCGUCAACUACAAGCCAAAGAUCGACCAGCUGGAGGGAGACCACCAGCUCAUUCAGGAAGCUCUCAUCUUUGACAACAAGCACACCAACUACACCAUGGAGCACAUCCGUGUGGGCUGGGAGCAGCUGCUCACCACCAUCGCUCGUACCAUCAACGAAAUCGAGAACCAGAUCUUGACAAGAGACGCCAAGGGCAUCAGCCAAGAGCAGCUGAACGAGUUCCGGGCUUCCUUCAACCACUUCGACAGGGACCACUCGGGCACUCUGGGCGCGGAGGAGUUCAAGGCCUGCCUGAUCAGCCUGGGCUUCGAUAUCGCCAACGAUGCACAGAAGAGAACAGGAAUCAUGGACCCUGAAGACUUCAAAACCUGCCUUAUCUCCAUGGGUUACAACCUGGGUGAAAACGAGUUCUCCCGCAUCAUGAGCAUAGUGGAUCCCAACAGAAUGGGCCUCGUCACCUUCCAGGCAUUCAUUGACUUUAUGUCCCGUGAAACAGCCGACACAGACACCGCCGACCAAGUCAUGGCCUCCUUCAAAGUUCUGGCAGGGGAUAAGAAUUACAUCUUAGCUGAUGAGCUCCGCAGGGAGCUGCCUCCAGACCAGGCCGAGUACUGCAUCGCUCGCAUGGCCCCGUACACUGGCCCCGACGGUGUCCCCGGAGCCCUCGACUACAUGUCGUUCUCUACCGCCCUGUAUGGAGAGAGCGACCUCUGAACACUCUGUCAGUUGUCCUGACGCGGGACCACCAGCCUACUCUAAUCAACCGCCACGUCCUCUGAAAUGCCCAGUCACCACCCUCCUGUUCAUUUUUUUUUGUAUGUCUCUGGCCUUAUCUUUUUGUCAUUAUCCUAUGUCUCCUCCUGCUUUUCUCCCCCUCCACCUGUCCAGCCUCUCCACCGCUCCCUCACACUCUGUCUCCGUUGUAUUUGCUUCCCACGCAAUGCAGCAGCUCUCCAGGUUUACAAAGAGGGAGAGACAAAAAAUAUUUUGUUUUCUGUUUUUAUUUUCUUGUUGUCAUUGUUUUUCUUCAUGAAAUGAAUAAAGUUAACAUAUUUUAUUAUACUGAACAAAAAAGGUAUUUUUCUUCACCUGAUUGAAAAUAAGAGACAACAAUUGUAAUAAAGAAAAAUUGCUAUA
Molecule: messenger RNA, 3530 nt
Organism: Oreochromis niloticus (Nile tilapia)
Lineage: Eukaryota; Metazoa; Chordata; Actinopteri; Cichliformes; Cichlidae
Gene: actn1
Product: actinin, alpha 1
Exons: 22
Coding region: 360-3107 (915 amino acids)
Molecular function (GO): calcium ion binding; protein binding
Source: RefSeq, a predicted model, not a curated record